GUGAGUGCGCGUGCGCUCCGGUCCUGUCCAGUGUGAGUGUGGUGCUGAUGCAAUAAUGAUCUGUCUGGUUUUAGCCAUUUUUGCAAACAUCUUCCAGACAGCAUGGACUGGGAUUCACGAGCGCACGUUCAUCGCAGUGAAACCAGACGGCGUGCAGCGCCGCCUUGUAGGGGAGAUCAUGCGACGCUUCGAACAGAAGGGCUUCAAGCUGGUGGGGCUGAAGCUGGUGCAGGCCUCAGAGAGCCUCCUGAAAGAACAUUACCUGGAGCUGAGGGACAAACCCUUUUAUAAAGGACUGGUCCGAUACAUGGGCUCUGGCCCCAUCGUUGCCAUGGUUUGGCAGGGGCUGGAUGUGGUAAAGACCUCACGUAAGAUGCUGGGAGAGACCAACCCUGCUGACUCUGCCCCCGGCACCAUCCGAGGAGAUUACUGUGUGGAGGUUGGCAGGAAUGUGAUUCACGGCAGUGACUCUGUGGAGAGCGCUCAGAGGGAGGUCUCCCUCUGGUUCAAGCAGCACGAGCUGGUCUGCUGGGAGGAGGCUGGAGAACACUGGAUCUACGAGUAAAGCACUGACACACACAGACACACGCAGUUCCUGAGAUCACACAUUCCUCAGGCUUUCUUGUAAAGAAUACAAACUACAGUUCAAUAAGUCUGCAAGUUCAUCAUUCACAGUUUGUUUUUGACAGUAUAAACCAUAUAAAGCCAUGCACUAAUUAAAAUUUUGUUAUGUUCUUUGCAACUAGAAGGCAGGCGCGCACACACACACACACACACAUUAGCUCGUAGUUGAUGGCUAACUGGUUUAGACCAUCAUAUUUGCAUUUCCAUUCCUCUCUUGUCUCGCUCCUCACUGCUCAAGGACUGGGGGCUCCUAACUGAUCUAGACCUGUCAAUUCACCAGGCCCGCCGUGAGUCUGUGUUAUGGUCAGUGCUAUGUUAUCUUUGCUGUGUCCCGGGUUGUCCAUACCACAGCAUUAUAUUUUUAAGCAACUCUUGGAAUUGUUAAUCACACGUCAUGGGUGAUAAAUUAACUGGGCAAUACAUUUCUCAACAUUUACUCAGAGUUGUUCACCAGGAGAGUACAAAUGUCUUCUAAAGAUCGCAGUGUAUCCAGAUCACGCUCCCUCUGCAACAGUGCUUGUUUUCUGUUCAUACCACUACACCACUGAUUUUAAUCAGAGCACCAGCGUUGCUGCAUGAAGGAGCGUGAACUGGAUGCACUGCGAUGUUUAGAAGAUCUUUUUAUUCUCCUGGUGAACGAUCCCGAGUAAAAGUUGAAAAGUAAUUCCCUAGUUAAUUUACCUUUGUGUGAAUAAAACACUGUCUCAGAAAUGAUCCACCUGAGCUGAAUGUACAUCACUGCAUUGUGUCCUGGGCUAAAGUUCAGCCAUUGUUUGAGUCUGCAUUUUUCAGAUAGACAGGAGGGUAGAAAUAGAUACCAUGUCUGAUUUAAAGAUUGUUUUUGUGAUAACCACAGAUUAUAAAGGCAUGUCUUACAUUUCUAAAGCAAUAUUAAUGAUUGCUUGUAACUUUGUGCUGAAAAUCUUUUGAUUUUCUAUUUAAAGUAAAAACUUCCUUCAUGUGUUUGUCACUCCAUUCGUCUGUCUCAGAAUGAGGCUGUAUGAGCGAUCAGACACAAGAAGAAACUAGUUUAGUAGCAUUCUUGAAGUGUGCGUAUCCAUAUUGAGCAAGCAAUCAAAAAACAAAAAGCACCUUGGUACAGUGAAGUGUAAGUGAUAAUUUUAAGCAUUGGUUAUUUCAAUUAAAAACUAUUCUUGAAAUUACAGUGCAGUUUACUUAUUGUAUUGCUUGGACAAAUAUCUGUUUGUUCAAGGUACACUAAGCAAGCAUAUUGGGACCUGGUUGGCUGGCUUUUUAAAGGAUUUUAAAGUCCUUAGUUAAACCAGCUGAAUGUUACAAAUGACUGGGAGUUUUAUUUGCUUUACUUUUGUUAACUGUUAAACCAAGACCAUUAAAAAUAUCAAUCAAGUACACAUGUUGCUGAAAUCCUUGUCCUGCUUAACUAAACAUAGAACUUAACAAUCGGGUACAACUAUUAAAAAGUAACCUGUCUGGUUGCAGGCAUUUAUUAGACUACAUUACUCUGGAGAAGGUAAGGCAAGCCAAAAUGAGUGGUAAAUCAGGGCAGGUGCUAAGGCUAAUGCCUGAAGUAAAAAUGUCGGUGGUACCAAAGACAUUAUAAAGUAUAUGCGUGGCAGUGGCUGAUUUAAUUCAGGUCUUUUUAUAGUUUUAUCUCAGAAUAUAUGAGUGUUAACAUGUGAAGGAUUAGAUGAAUAGUCUCCUUUGCAGACACAUGCAACACCCCUCAAUCUAACAGGACUCCAGACUCAGAGCAACUUGUUCAGUCUUGGCUCAGCAGGAUCUAUCGACCACAUCCUCUUCGAACAGGUGCUGGUGUAGCCUUAAAAAACAAAUGAAUGAUACAUACCAUGUUUCUAAUGUUUUGUAUUCUCAUUUUGUAUGGUUUACAUCAAACAUCUACUUGCUGUGACCAAAUGUUGAUAAUUAACAAGAUUAAAUCUG
Messenger RNA from Polyodon spathula (Mississippi paddlefish), 2547 nucleotides. It is a transcript of the gene nme3, whose product is annotated as NME/NM23 nucleoside diphosphate kinase 3. Gene Ontology annotation, molecular function: nucleoside diphosphate kinase activity. The coding region runs from base 56 to 565 and encodes 169 amino acids. The transcript is spliced from 5 exons. The record is from RefSeq and is a predicted model, not a curated record. NCBI's taxonomy places the organism in Eukaryota, Metazoa, Chordata, Actinopteri, Acipenseriformes, Polyodontidae. Gene Ontology annotation, biological process: CTP biosynthetic process; GTP biosynthetic process; UTP biosynthetic process.